AUGCCCCUCCCUAGCUCAUCUAUUUUCCCGCCGGCAUCAGCCAGCUACAUACGGUUUCCCUCUCGUCGAAGCGUUGUACACAGUACAGAAGGGAUUGUCUCCUGUUCGCAGCCACUUGCGGCACAAUGCGGACUAGGGAUUCUGCGCGCUGGUGGAAACGCAGCUGAUGCAGCUGUUGCGGUCGGUAAGUCUUCUGCUACUUGCACUCCAAUUAGAGAAGAAAAUGAGCAAUUCAGUGUUAACAAAGGAGGAUGUGCAGCGGCUGCGCUAAAUGUCACGGAGCCCUGUUCCACAGGAAUUGGUGGCGACGUCUUUCUGCUCUUUUGGGAUGCCAAACAGAAAAAGGUCAAUGCCAUGAACGGAUCGGGCAGGAGUGGAGCCAAGUACGACAUUGACAAGGUCCGCGGCGCUCUAGGGCUCAAGGAUGGCGAUCGCGGAAAUAUCCCAAUGACCAGCAUUCAUGCCAUCACAGUUCCCGGGGCCCCGGCUGGCUGGUUCGAUACUCACCAGAAUUUUGGGAGCGGCAAGGUGUCCAUGAGUGAUAUCCUGGCGCCCGCCAUCAAACUGGCUGAGAAGGGGUUCCCGGUAUCCGAGAUCACGAGCCACUCUUGGAACUUGCACGAGAAGCUCCUCCGCGAAGCAUCACCAAACUAUCGGGAACUUCUCAAAAGGGAUCCAUCCGCCAAGGAUGGUUUCCGGGCUCCGCACGCCGGUGAAAUUAUGAAGAACCCCGACCUAGCCAGGACGUUUCGCACGCUAGCCGAAGAGGGCAGAGAGGGCUUCUAUACCGGCCGUAUAGCCGAAGAAAUCAUCAAGCAGAUCAAGGCCAGGGGUGGCUAUAUGGAGCUGGACGACCUGAAGCACCACCUGGACAGCAAGAGUGAGCCAGUGGACCCCAUCUCCAUCAAGUUCUACGGCCAAGGGCUACGUGACAGCCCAGAGAGCCAGGGCGGCAUCGAGCUCUGGGAGCAUCCGCCAAAUGGCCAAGGAAUCGUGGCUCUCAUGUCGAUGGGCAUUAUUCAGGAACUGGAGAAACAAGGGAAAAUCCCUACAUUUAAACCAGAAGACUUCAAUACGGCGCCCUACCUCCAUGCCAUUAUAGAAUCCUUGCGUAUUGCCUUUUCCGAUACAAACUGGUUUGUCGCCGACCCAAACGUUGCAGAGGUACCCGUCAAGGCCAUGAUCAGCCCACAGUAUCUCGCUGAGAGGGCAAAACUUUUCGACGCGACAAAGGCCUCACAGCCAAUGGAGCCAGGGAAACCUCAUGAGUUUGUAUCGCCAGCUCUGCAAACUUCUGACACGGUCUACUUUGCUGUGACAGACUCCGAGGGCAACGCUGCCUCCUUUAUCAACUCGAAUUACGAAGCGUUUGGGUCUGGAAUCAUCCCCGAGGGGUGUGGGUUCACGCUUCAGAGUCGUGGAGCCAACUUCUCUCUUGACAAGAGCCAUCCCAAUCGGCUGGAGCCCCGAAAAAGGCCGUAUCAUACCAUCAUUCCCGGUAUGGCAACCAACAUCUCUGAUGGCUCCCUGCACUCUGCAUUUGGCGUCAUGGGUCUGUUCAUGCAGCCUCAAGGCCAUGUGCAGGUUCUCCUCGGCCAAAUUGUGGGCAAGUUGAACCCGCAGCAGGCUUUGGACGCGCCAAGGGUAUGUAUCGGUGGCAAGAUGCAUGAGGGCAAAAUCAUGGACUGGACGGUGCACGUUGAGGAUGGAAUGUCCCAGGAGACAGUUGAUGGGCUCAUAAAACUCGGCCACAAGGUUGAGAUAAUGAGUGGCAUAGGGAGAAGCAUGUUUGGCCGAGGCCAAAUCAUUAGACAAUCGGUGGAUCCGGUGGAAGGGACGCCUCUCUGGUCAGCUGGUAGCGACAUGCGGGCAGACGGUGCUGCGUACCCGUUGUAA
This is a messenger RNA of Geosmithia morbida, 1896 nucleotides long. Its product is annotated as gamma-glutamyltranspeptidase / glutathione hydrolase. NCBI's taxonomy places the organism in Eukaryota, Fungi, Ascomycota, Sordariomycetes, Hypocreales, Bionectriaceae. The record is from RefSeq and is a predicted model, not a curated record. The coding region runs from base 1 to 1896 and encodes 631 amino acids. The transcript has 3 exons.